CGUAUGUUGUUUAUAUUCCGUUUCACCGACUGUCCUUCGAACACUGAAUCCGAAAAUGAGCGCUGUUCUGCGGGCUGCGUGCGUGCUCCUCCUCGGCCUCCUCUGGGCCUCCGUCUCCCCGUCCUCCUCCUGUCGGGUCCGGAUCCCGCCUCACGACCAGGUGGCCCGGGUCGCCCGCUUUAUCGCCCACACGUGCGACUGGGCUUCCAUGGCCACCAUCUCCACCCACAAGCCGGUGGUGGGCCAGCCGUUCUCCAACGCUUUCUCGGUGAGCGACGGGCCGGAGGGCUCCAGCACCGGGGUGCCCUACAUGUACCUGACCCGCAUGGAGAUCUCCGUGCAGGACCUGGAGGUGAACCCUGAGGCGUCUCUGUCCAUGUCUCUGGCUCAGACUGAUUACUGCAAACAGCAGGGCUUCGACCCUCAGAGUCCUCUCUGUGCCCACAUCAUCCUGUCUGGAUCUGUUGUCGAGGUGAACGGGACGGAGGCGGGGUUUGCUAAGAAAGCUCUGUUCAGCCGACACCCGGAGAUGAUCGACUGGCCGUCUGACCACAACUGGUUCUUCGCCAAGUUCAACAUCACACAGGUGUGGGUGUUGGAUUAUUUUGGCGGGGUGAAGACCGUCACUCCAGAGGAAUAUUUCCAGGCCAAACCGUACAGGAAGCACCACUGACGGUCAGAGCUGCUGGUCUCUGUAGUCCUAAAUGUUCCAUUUGUAGUUCUACAAGUUUCAGAUUUAACAAAGUAAAUUUUUAUCAAAUUAUUACUAUUAUUACUAUUAUUUACUUUAAAAUGACUGCAGGAGUUCAUAAAACAGAGAGGAAGAUGCCUAUUCUUAUAUAUAAUCUAUAAUCUCUAUAAUCCAGAUCACAGUAUUGGAAAAAAUCAAUCAGCAGUGCAGUGGUUCUUAUAGACUGAUUGAUCAGUUUAUUAUUUUUUAGUUGAUAUUAUAUUUUGAGAAGAAAAUAUUUUCCUACCUUCAACAAUAAUUCUGUGGUUUCUGCUGAUCAAAGUUAGAAAUGAUUAAUGUGUGAUUAUAUAUAUAUUUAUGUGUGCACAGUGUAGUUGUGUCGUACAGAAGAUGACAGUUGCAGUGUUGGAGUUUGGCCACUGGAUGGCGCCAUGGUGCAGAUAAUCAAACUCAAACAUUCAUAAUGUAAUUACAUAUUCUGUAGACAGACAUUAAAAACUGAACGACGCUGAUUCAAUUUUAACUUUCCUCUAUCGAACAAUUGAAGUUGAAAAUGAAAUGAAAUAAACGUACAUCUGCACCUUUUUACACUUUUACUGGAACAGGAAACACUUAUACUUAUAUAGUAAACUUAUUAUACAUAUUUCUCUUUUUCUUUGGUUUUGUGUCUCCAUUCAGCUCAACACACCAAACUCCAGUCGAUCAAAGAAAGAUUUAAGGAGUGUGAUUUGAUGAGCUUUGCACUGGAAACCUCCUGUUGUUCUUGUCUUUGCUGUGACAACAAACUGCACUUUAUAUCAGAAUCAGCAGAAUCAAAAUGAAUCUUUUAAACUAGGAAAAGUUUAAUUAUUAGAUCACAGUCACACUCAAACUUUACUGUCUCGUUAAGGCAGGAAAUUUGACUCAAAUAAACACGACACAUUGAAAAAGAGAUUUUUUAUUGGUGGGAACUGAUAAUAACUUCUACAUUGAAUGUAUUUAUUUAGGAUUAGGUUUAUUAAGUCUUCAUUAUACUUUCAGUUUUAGUCAGUGGUGGGGGUGGGGUCGUAAACUGGCGCUCGAAUGCCACUGUGAUACCAUAUCAAUAACUUUGUGUGACGCCUUAAACGUCUCGUUACACUCCAGUAACGAUUCUCCGCUCCUUCAUGCCGAAGAGGAACAUUUGCCUUUAAAAUAACUUGAAGACUUUGCUGUGAAAUUUUAUUUUUUUGAGACAGUAUUAAUGGAUGAUUUGUAUUAAUAAAGUUUUGUGUUACAAAAACAGA
Molecule: messenger RNA, 1956 nt
Organism: Seriola aureovittata
Lineage: Eukaryota; Metazoa; Chordata; Actinopteri; Carangiformes; Carangidae
Gene: creg1
Product: cellular repressor of E1A-stimulated genes 1
Exons: 4
Coding region: 56-673 (205 amino acids)
Source: RefSeq, a predicted model, not a curated record